ACCAAUUUUCUCGCUCCCAGUACCCACAACAAUCGUCCCUGCGCCGUGCCGAUUAUUUUCUUGCUCUUUCUCUUUCACUUUCCAUCUUCUUCUCGGCCACUAAAUAAAAGAAAAGCGACGAGAAGCUGAGCUCAUUUUCUAUUUGGAAAGAUUUUGCAAGUUUAUAGCUUCAUAUUAGGUGUUAAGUGGAGUAGAACAGAGGGUGAGAGUAAUGGGAAGCGAAGAGACAAAAGACCCAUUGAAAGGGGUGGAUUGGAAAGCAGUUGGUACUGAUUUGCAGAAAGAUCCUGGUUCUAAGCCCGUCAUUAGGAAGCGUCUUCCCAAGAAGAUUAGGCAAAUUCCCGACUAUUAUUUCCUUCCCCGAAGAUCUCUAUCCUAUAACCUCGCUUUCUAUGGUGCCUGUAUUGCUGGUGGGAUUGGUGCUGGCAUGCUCUUGGAGAUCUGGAUUGACAAGAAAGUUAAAGAGGAUGGAGGCGUUAUAUGGGAGUUUGACAAAUAGGCAGAGAUGGUAUUAGGACAGUAAUGGCACUAUGAGGACCCUAUUUCGUUGUCAUUUUUUUAAAAUUUUUUUUUAAGUUUCUUGAUGAGGCAUAGGCUGUAUAAAAAGCUGAAAGAAUGAUUUCGAUGGUAAUAGUUUUGGGUGCAAAAUCUUUGUGAUUUAGCAUUAUUUUGUGAUUUUCGUUUCAAACUUGUCAUACUCUCCAGUUCCAAAAGCAAUAUUCAGAGCAUGUGAAAAUUGGAAAUUCUAA
Messenger RNA from Ziziphus jujuba (common jujube), 749 nucleotides. RefSeq lists its product as uncharacterized. The record is from RefSeq and is a predicted model, not a curated record. The transcript is spliced from 3 exons. Lineage: Eukaryota; Viridiplantae; Streptophyta; Magnoliopsida; Rosales; Rhamnaceae. The coding region runs from base 212 to 499 and encodes 95 amino acids.